UUCCCUUCAGAGGAGAGAGAGGGCACAUGACCAUCCUGUGAUACCGAAGCUCCACUGAUGUAUAAAGCUGCCACCCAUCUUAGUUUGUUUACCAUUGGACAGAUUGGACAUCAUGCAUCUGACCCGCUGGCUUAUACUUGGCACUGUAAUUUUGGGAAUUGUGGUAAUCUGUGAUGCAGGACCUUUUCAUGCUCAAUGCAGAGUGCAAUGGUACUUUGGCAUACCUUGUAGAUGGGUAUAUGAAGCUUUGGUCUCUCAGAUUAAGAAGUGGAGGACGAUAUCAGGCUGUACCAUGGGAGGACAGAAGUGUCUGUAUAAGCUCCAGUCAGCUUCUUCCCACUUCAUCGCAGCCAAACACACAACACCAAUGAAAAGCCAUGUCGAUGACAUCACCUUCCACUUAGUUUCAUUUGGAUUCUUUACGCAUUGCAGUGUUUCUGGACUGUCAGUGUCAGAGGCAUGGUAUGCCAUCAAAGACCAUGGAGUGAAUUACUGUAACCUCUACAACUUAAUGGAUGGAAGUGGACUGACGCAGGCUCGCGGAUACCAAGAGAUCACCAGUGACUUCAUGUGUACCCAGCGCUCCUCUGCCAACUGCACACUGUACUGAGGGAGAACUUGGACAGUAAUCAGCCAAUGAGACUGCAUGACUGUAGUGGGAGACCAGUGUUAUUGCUUUCUUCCCUCGAGUGAUGGCUUGCAUUUCAUUGUGACUGCACAGUUUUUUUUACUGUUUCAUUUAUAUGGUUUGUAGCUUUAUUUUUACCUCUAGAAUUUUGCUGCUUUAUGUUGAGGGAUGAUAUGGUUAGUAGCCCACUUAGUGUGUAUGAACAAAGUCCCUCUGCAAGGACAUGCACUGAUUUCUAUGCUUGUAUUUCUCAUGAUACCUUUUUAUUGACUAAGGGCAGAUAAAGAGUUAAAAGUUCACAGAAAAAGAAUGAAAAUAAAUCCAGCUUACUAUUUUUGAAGUGAGAUGCCGUCUUUGUGGAGACAUCGUUCUUUUUGACAGGUAAACCGCUUUUUUACCCUUAAAACCUGCAAUACUUUGGAGAAAACACUCCCAGCUGUGUGAAUUGCUGGCCAGCUUUUAUUAGGAGCGCAAUAUGCUCAGCUGGGCAUCGCUAUCCAUCACUGCAAAGUGUGUCUGGUUGUGGGGAGACCGCUGGCCGUGGGCAUAGAUGUUUACCCACACCUCACACCUGGGCAUACUACUGACCACUAGGUGGCAGUGUGUGCCAGUGUCUCUGUUGGCUUCAAGUUAAUGGCACUGAAUGUAAUUUCGGUCUGUUGAAAAGUGGCUGUUGCUCAGCACCAACUCAGUUAUGAUGUAAAACAUUUACGUUUAAGCGGCUUUUCAGAAGCCAAGGAAUUCCCCCAGUUAUAAAUAUGUCCCGGACUCUAAGCAGGGAUAGUGUCACUCUCGGAUUUGGGGCUUCAUGUGGGAAAGCCUCUAAAAUGUUGAGAGCCUUCCAGACUAGUGUCAGAAACAAGGCAGGUCAUGACCUUAGCAUCUGUGUGUGUGUGUAUGUGUCUCUGUGUGUGGAAGAGUGAGUGAGUGAGUGUCUGUGUGUGGGUGGGU
Molecule: messenger RNA, 1579 nt
Organism: Alosa sapidissima (American shad)
Lineage: Eukaryota; Metazoa; Chordata; Actinopteri; Clupeiformes; Clupeidae
Exons: 5
Coding region: 113-610 (165 amino acids)
Source: RefSeq, a predicted model, not a curated record